AUGCGUCUAAGGGCGGAAGCAGAGAUCCUGGAAAAUGAAGAGGACAACCCAGAAAGUUUGUCAAACAGACUACGUGACUUUGUAAAUGAACCAAAUGAUAAAGAACAACCUGCAACAGUAAAUCAGCAAAGUUCUCUGAGUAAUAUAACAGAAAAAUCAGCACCAGUGAAAGUUCCUGAGACCACUACUAUUAAGGGAACAUUAAACAGUCAAGUUGGUCAGAAACUUCCCAGUGGAAAUAGUGUACCAAGUAUAUAUGUUCAACCCAGCUCUAAUAAUCUGCCAAGAUUAAAAUUAACUACUUUUGAUGGGGAGUCUUUUAAGUGGCCUGAUUGGUCUUCUAUGUUUAAAUCAAUGGUUGGUGAUGCAAACAUAUCCCUAAAUGCCAAAAUGCAACAUUUACAGAAUUCAGUUAUGGGUAAAGCUAAGACUUCAAUCGAAGGGUAUGGCUAUAGUGGUGAUUCAUAUAACAAAGCACUGUCUGAGCUGGAAUCCAGAUUUGGUAAACCAUCAUUAGUCAUCAAAGCCACUCUUGGUAAGUUGAGAACUUUCAAUCGCUUACAAGAUAAUGAUCCAGAAAGUGUUCGAAGCUACUCUGAUGUUGUGUCGACUACUGUAUGGACGCUGUCAAGAUUUGGUUAUGUGAGUGAUCUUAAUGCGGAAGCGAACCUGUCAUUGGCUACAUACAAGUUAUCAAAUGAACUGCUACUAAAAUGGAAAGAGCAUGUCAAGAAUGGCAAACUAGACCGUCCAAACUUGAGCCAAUUCUCAGAUUGGCCUGAGAUGUAUGUGCAACGAUUUCUGCGUAACUGCAAAAUACCCGUGUCUGAAAGAACAUUUGGUAAUCUGUUAGUCAAAGAACUCGAAAAAGCAAAGAAAAUUAAGAUUCGCCAAGAGCAAAUAAAAGCAUUCACCUCAGAAUUUCAAGAGCUUAAACGUGGACGUCGUGUGCACAAGCAAAGUUAGUAUCUUUGACACCCUUCUUAGAUGAAGAGGACAUAAUACGCGUUGGUGGUCGCAUUGGAAAGGCUGCUAUACCUUUUGUUACUCGGCAUCCGAUCAUAUUGGAUUCUAGUGGUGAUCUAACCAAACGAAUUGUCAUGGAUACUCACAACAAGCUUGGACACACGGGAGUAGACAAUGUUCGAAACGAGCUUUGACAGCAGUUCUGGAUCCUUCGCUGUAAAGCCACGGUUAGGAAGAAUCUUCAUAGUUGUUGGUUGUGCAAACUAUGCCUUAUCGUGCCACGUCCACCGAGAAUGGCUUUACCACGUGACCGGUUGUUGGUGAGUCCUCCCUUUACGAAAGUUGGCGUUGAUUACUUUGGCCCGCUACAGGUGAAAUAUGGAAGAAAGCAUUUAAAAAGGUACAUUUGUCUCUUCACCUGUCUUGUGACAUGAGCGGUCCAUUUGGAAGUAGCACUCUCUCUCGUAAACUCUUUUGUUAUGUGUCUCCGAAGGUUCGUGGCAUGGAGAGGUAAUCCUCAAGUCAUCUAUUCGGAUAAUGGGACAAAUUUCGUGGGAGCUGAUCGGGAGCUCAAGGAGUGUAUUGAAAACUGGAAUCAAUGUCAAAUCGCUAAUGAGCUUAGUCAAAAGGGAAUAA
Messenger RNA from Paramuricea clavata, 1602 nucleotides. The record is from the annotation of a GenBank genome assembly. Lineage: Eukaryota; Metazoa; Cnidaria; Anthozoa; Malacalcyonacea; Plexauridae.